Molecule: messenger RNA, 2067 nt
Organism: Symbiodinium sp. CCMP2456
Lineage: Eukaryota; Dinophyceae; Suessiales; Symbiodiniaceae
Source: the annotation of a GenBank genome assembly
AUGCCAACUCCCACAUGGACGAUGCUUAGGAUCGUCCAAAAGCUCGUGAAUCUGGGCAGGAACUGCUUUGUGCUGUCUGCACAACCUGCGGGCACCGUCACCCCAUCGAAGCUGGUCGAGCAGCAACGCCAAGUGCCAUUCUCAGGGCUCCAGCGGAGCAGCAGGGGACAUGUCGACAUCGUGGCGCCGACUCCGAAGGUCCGCCGGCGAGGCGACGGCGAGUCCAGGCCCUGGCUAAGCACAUGGGCCUGUUUAGUGCCGAUUGAGCCAGCCUGUGCUUUGCCAAGCAAAGACCCAGAUCCGGCUGUUCGGCUGCAGGAAGAUGUCAUACUGGAUAUCUUCAAGAGGUGGGAUGAGGAUCACAGUGGGUUUAUCGAUCGCGACGAGCUAGCCAGCAUCAUGUACAAGGUGUCUCCGAGUCUCAGCCAGGACCAGAUCGACGUGCUACUGGGGUGCAUUGACAGCAACCUCGAUGGCGUCAUUGACUAUCGCGAAUUUGUGGGCUGGCUUACAAACAGGCUAGCCCAAUACACAGUUGGGGAUGACGGAUGGAUCACCGACUUCGACUUGAAGGGGCUCCUGAAGCCUCUGUUCGAAAUCUGGGACAAAGAUGGCUCAGGCGAAAUUACGAGGGAAGAGUUCAACGAGCUGUCGCAGAUUCUACAAAAUUCAUUGCGACUGCAUCCUCUCGCCAAAGGAGAUGUCCUGGUAGUGGACUUCGAAGUCAAGGAGUUCGUCUCUUUGGAUGAGUUUGUAUCGUGGCAGUCCGGGGUCCUGCAGAGAUCUGGCGUCCCGAACAACAAGUUGCCAGAUUUGAUUCACACGCUGGCGGAAUCACUUCAGUGCAUCUUCGACAUUGAGCAGAUGAAUCAACAGGCCGCGACAGGCGUGGACAAGACCUUCUCUGCAUUGUCGAACACUAUCCAAGUUGUGGCCCAGACCACGCGCCAGCUCUACGCUCCGAAGCUCAGUGAGGUACCUGCUGAUGCGCAGGUGCGGCGGAUCAUGCAGUCGGCUGCAAGCCAUUGGACUGCCCCGCCGAACCUCGUGGACAUGCAGCUGCUCGCUCGGACCUUCGCCAAGGCGCACGGGCUCCGACCGCUGGGAUUUGAGUCGUCCUCUCCAUCGCGGUCCCCACGAAAGAAGCUUACCUCCCCGACCUCCUCCUCCUCGGUCCGGCCGCGCACAAGGCGCAGUGUUCGGACCCAGGUUCAGGAGUCGCUGGGGCAGAUCGUGCUUGUCGUCCCUGCUGUGAAUGAUGGACUGGCUCAGGUCCCGAACUGGUUCGCGCAAGUGGACAGAACCGUCUUUGGAGAGGGAGCAGCAAAAGACAUACUCCUGUACGAGUUGGAUAGAACUGGCAUCAUCCCUGCCUGGCGUCUGGUGAAGGACGAUGCUCACUUUCGCGACUCGAUGGAAGCACUCCCAAAGGAGCUGCAGGUGCUCGGUCUCCUCAAAGCACAGGCCCUGAUGGGUAAUCAGCUGAGCUGGCACGCCAUUGAGACGGCCCUGGCACGCGCUGUGUCCAUGGAGAUUAUCAGCGAGGAGGACCUGGAUGCCUUCAGCAAAGAUAUGCUCAUCAAGGCCGCUGCUGAGGUGAAGGAAAGCCGGCAUUUCUCAGAGCUCAAGGACUUGCAUAUCGUUCUGGAAGAUGCAGCUCGGGAGUACCUGGAGCUUCAGGUCAAGCUUUCGCCGCUUGAAGUCCUGACUGCUCUCUCGUCGUUGGAAAUCCUCAAGGUCUCUGAGGAGGUGGUUCAGCAGCUGAAAGCUGAGAUGAGCGGCUCCCUGAAGAUCGAGUCCGAGGAUUCCUCGGAUCAGUUGGUGGUCGCCUUCUCCGAGGAGAACCCUGGCCUCCUGGAUGCCCACCCAAGAGAGGCUGCCCUUUCUGAGGAGGCUCGACACACAGCUCAGGUCAACCUUGUCGCCCUGUUGAGUUGGCAGCUGGGCGAAAGGCCCGAGCACAUGAUGGCGGUCGUUCGCUCGGGCUCCGGCUCGGGUGGUGGUGAUCUGGGAGGGAGCUGGAACCUGGAGAGUACGAAGAUCGAGCUGUGCUACGCAGCCAGCUGA